This is a messenger RNA of Ramularia collo-cygni, 1134 nucleotides long. RefSeq lists its product as uncharacterized. Gene Ontology annotation, cellular component: mRNA cleavage and polyadenylation specificity factor complex. Gene Ontology annotation, molecular function: RNA binding. The record is from RefSeq and is a predicted model, not a curated record. The transcript has 3 exons. NCBI's taxonomy places the organism in Eukaryota, Fungi, Ascomycota, Dothideomycetes, Mycosphaerellales, Mycosphaerellaceae. The coding region runs from base 1 to 1134 and encodes 377 amino acids.
AUGGAGGAAGACGACGACGACUUUUACGGCGGUAGAGGAGAGGAGGGAGAGACGAUGGAGGUCGAAGCGCAGGAUGCGCCGGUGGAGAAAGUGGAAGAUGGCGAGUCCGGCAGCGACGAGGAAUCCGACAGCGACGAUGACGUGCAGUUCACAUUAGAAGCGCCAGCAGGAGCAAAAGCAGAGCCGCCUCCAGGAUCAAAAGCAGCGCGGCAACAGCAAUCCGAGAAGAAAGCACAGCCCGAUCGCCGAGGAUCCAUCGAAAACUCCAAACCUGCCAAAUCACAAAAGACCGAAAGAUCUUCAUCAACAACAAAAGCAGAGCCCGGCCCCGCAGUACCGACAUCUCUCACACACAACGGCCGCGAAGGCAAAGACUUUCCUCAAAUCCGCAGCUCAGACCCCGUCGACGUCAAUGGCACACCCAUAUGGCCCGCAAACGGUAAACCCAUCACAGCCCUAGACAUCGACGCCGACCUAGCCGAACACUCCAAGCCAUGGAGAUUACCAGGAACCGACCAGACCGAUUUCUUCAACUAUGGCUUUKAUGAGUACACAUGGACACAAUAUACUCUACGUCAACAGACUAUGGGUAACACAAUCCAAGACCUCAAAGCGGAGGACGCAAAGAUGAAAGCCAUGUUCGCGGGCGGACCGGGUGCAGGAGGACCUCCAGGAAUGCCGCCUGGAAUGCCGGGAAUGCCACCGGGGAUGCCCAUGCCCAACCCACAAGAAAUGCAACAGAUGAUUGCGCAGGGGAUAAUACCGCCGGAGUUUGCGGAGAUGAUGAUGAGCGGAGGGAUGCCUGGGAUGGGAGGUGGUGGAAUGGGAGGAGGAAUGGGACAGCAGAAUCAAUUCCAGCAGCAACAGCAACAAGGGGGUGGGUUUCAACAAGGCGGUGGCGGUGGUGGUGGUGGAGGAUUCGGCGGCCCUGGGCAGAAUAGUGUUUCCCCUCAUCCACAACCUGGCCAGCAAGCUUUCCAGCCGCCACAGGGUCCUGGUGGUGGACAGCAGCAGUGGGGUCCGCAGCCUGGAAGCGAGGGAUAUAGUGCGCAGCAAAUGGCCAUCAUGCAGCAGCAGGAACAGAUGGGUGGUGGAGGCAGAGGGCGUGGCAGAGGGCGACGGGGUGGAUGGUGA